Scheffersomyces amazonensis is the source of this 2597-nucleotide messenger RNA. RefSeq names its product GTPase-activating protein. The transcript has a single exon. NCBI's taxonomy places the organism in Eukaryota, Fungi, Ascomycota, Pichiomycetes, Serinales, Debaryomycetaceae. Gene Ontology annotation, cellular component: cytosol; cytoplasm; Rab-protein geranylgeranyltransferase complex. The record is from RefSeq and is a predicted model, not a curated record. The coding region runs from base 322 to 2334 and encodes 670 amino acids. Gene Ontology annotation, biological process: vesicle-mediated transport; protein geranylgeranylation; small GTPase-mediated signal transduction. Gene Ontology annotation, molecular function: GDP-dissociation inhibitor activity.
GAGAACAACUAAUAACCAGUUAAUUGUAAAACUUAAUUAAUUUUUAUCCACUACAUCCCCAUAAUUAGCCUUAGCGAUAAUCUGUCGAGGUACAAUCUUCUCCUAACUUAUAUUAAGCCGUAUACGGUAAUAGUGUACUAUCCAUUAUUUACUAAUUAAGUCAAAUAUUUAAAACAAAAAGUAAUCCAGGUUUACUCCACUGGUAUAGACUUUCAACCUUUAUUCCGACUCCAAGCAACGACAACUGUCUGAGCCAAGUUUGUCGGUUCUGGUGUGAUUCAUUCAUUAUAAUAAAUCAAUUCAUUCAUUCUUAUUAUCAAUAUGCCACCAUUUUCUCGAGUUGAAAGACGUGAGUCUAUGGCAGAAAGAAGACCCUCAAUGUCUUAUACUCCACCUGUUAUUCCUCAUUUAGAAGGUUUAGAAAAACCUCAACAAAAUCAUAUUGAUCUUGAUCAAGCAGAUGUUCUUAUUUUAGGAACUGGACUUAUUGAAAGUAUGUUAGCAGCUGCUUUAUCAUGGCAAGGAGUUCAAGUAUUACAUAUUGAUAAUAAAUCAUAUUAUGGUGAUGCAACUUCUACUUUAACAAUUGAUCAAUUAAAAAAAUGGUGUAUUGAUGUUAAUCAAGGUAAAUUACCAAAUUUUCAAGAUGCUCAAAUUUAUAUUCCUGGAGGUAAAUCAACUAAUAAAUUUAAGAGUAAAGAUUAUGGAAUUGAUUUAACUCCAAAAAUUAUGUUUUGUAAAUCUGAUUUAUUAAGUUUAUUAAUAAAAUCAAGAGUUUAUAAAUAUUUGGAAUUUCAAAGUCUUAGUAAUUUUCAUGUUUUUGAAAAUGAUGAUUUUAAUCAAAAAAUUACAAAUUCUACUUCAAAAGAAGAUAUAUUUACUGAUAAAUCACUUAGUUUAAUUACUAAAAGAAAUUUAAUGAAAUUUUUAAAAUUUAUUUUAACAGAUAAUAAAGAUUCUGAUAAAAAGAGAUUAAUAUUUGAAAAUUCAAAGACUAAUAUUAUUGAUUUUCUUACUAAUAAUUUUAAUUUAGAAUCUCCUCAAAUUAAUGAAUUAGUUUAUUCAAUUGGUUUAUGUAUAAAACCAACUACAAAGACUCCCGAAGCAGUAGCAAAAAUUAAACGAUUCUUAGUAUCUUUUGAUGUUUAUGGAAAUUUCCCAGUAAUGGUAUCAAAAUAUGGUGGACCAGGAGAAAUUUCUCAAGGUUUUUGUAGAAGUGCAGCUGUAGCUGGUACUACAUAUAAAUUAAAUACUAAUCUUAUUGAUUAUGAUCCAAAUCUGAAAAUUGCAAGUUUUAAUGAUGGUUCUAAAGUUAAAAUUAAUGAAAAAAUCAUUAUUAGUCCAACUCAAUUACCUAAAUUUUUACAAUCAUCUUAUAAUCAAUUAGUUGAUAAUUCACUUCCAACUUAUAAUAUUACAAGAUUAAUAACUGUAGUUAGAAGAGAUUGUAAAGAAUGGAUGUCAAAUCAAGAAUCUUCAGCAAUUGUUGUAUUUCCUCCAUUAUCAUUACCAACUCAAAAUAAUCAAUCAGUUCAAGUUAUAAUUCAAAAUGGUGGAACUGGAGUUUGUCCUAAUGGUCAAUCAAUUUGGUUUAGUCAUACAAGUGAACCAGAUUUAAAUAGAGCUAAAGCAGAUUUAGAAUCAGCUUUUGAAAAAAUGGAAGCUUCAUUAUUAAGAGAAUCUUCAUCAAAUUUAGAAAAUGGUUUAGAUGAACAAGAUUUUAGAUUAAAUCCAAAUCGUCUUAGUAGCACACCAAUUCUUGUUAAUUCAUUUAAAUUAGGUGAACAAUUACAAAAUUUUGUCCCUAAGGAAAAAUUAGAAAUUGUUUGUAAAGUUGGUUAUGUUCAAAAGACUUUAAUUAAUCCUGAUUUAACUAAUGUAUUCCAAGCUACUGAAUCAAAUAAUAUUAUUCUUAAAUCAAUUCCUGAUUCAAAUAAUAAUAUAAUCUUUACUAAUAUGUUAAGUUCGGAAUUAAGUUAUGAUGGAAUUAUAACUGAAACCAAAUUAAUUUAUUCAAAAAUUACUGGAUCUGAUGAAGAUUUCUUUGAUGUUGAUUUUGAAGAUGAAGAAGAAUUUGACAAUAAUAAUGGUGAUUCUAGUGCCAUUGAUGAUUCCAGUUCAACGGGUACCAAUGGUGGUGCCUCAGCAAUAACACAAUCUAAAUCUACUACUUCAAUUGGUGGAAUUGUAGGAGGUGGAGUUGUUGCAGGUGAUGAAAAUGUCAUUGAGGAUUCGAGUGAAGAUGAUAUGGCCAUAGACGAUGAUGACGAAGAUCACGAUGUUAAUGAUAAUCAUGAGCCAUUUGGUACUGACGUAGACAACAUGGAAUUAUGAGACUUUUGUUUGUUUUAAUUAAAUUUAUCUAUCAGACUAUUCUUUUUAUCCAGUUACUAUAUUGUUAUUCAUAAAGCUAUAUUUAUCAACUAUUGUUUUUUUUACUGUUAUCAUUCUUCCUUAUAUUAUUCUCAAAUUUACUGUAUCCAUUAACUAAUUUCAAUUCUUGUUUGCUUGAUUUUGUUUGUUCUGUGUUGUUAUCAAAUACUUUAAACUUCCUUAUCACAUUUUAAAUAAAUAUUUACUUUUACUAUUCCAAUUCC